Messenger RNA from Cucumis sativus (cucumber), 825 nucleotides. RefSeq names its product ribonuclease 3. Bases 54 to 740 code for a protein of 228 amino acids. The transcript has 3 exons. The record is from RefSeq and is a predicted model, not a curated record. NCBI's taxonomy places the organism in Eukaryota, Viridiplantae, Streptophyta, Magnoliopsida, Cucurbitales, Cucurbitaceae. Gene Ontology annotation, molecular function: ribonuclease T2 activity; RNA binding. Gene Ontology annotation, cellular component: extracellular region. Gene Ontology annotation, biological process: RNA catabolic process.
AAGAACAUGAUCUUAUAUCAUUUCUUCAAACCCAAACAAACAAACAAACAAACAUGAAAUUCAACUACUCAAUUUUCAUAUUCAAUCUUCUCAUUUUGCAACAUCUAUCAACCCUUUGCCUUUCUCAAGACUUCGAUUUCUUCUACUUUGUUCAACAGUGGCCGGGAGCAUAUUGUGAUACAAAGAGACAACAUUGUUGCUAUCCAGAAACAGGAAGGCCUGCUGCAGAUUUUGGGAUCCAUGGUCUUUGGCCUAAUUACAAAGAUGGAUCCUAUCCAUCCAAUUGCGAUCCCGAUAGCGUUUUUGAUCGAACUCAGAUCUCAGAAGUGUUAAGCAGCAUGGACAAACACUGGCCAUCGUUAAGUUGUCCAAGCAGCAAUGGGCUAAGGUUUUGGUCACACGAGUGGGAGAAACACGGGACGUGUUCUGAGUCGGAACUCGACCAGAAGGAAUAUUUCGAAGCGGCUAUUAAACUGAAGGAGAAGGCCAAUCUCCUUAAGGUUCUUAAUAGUGCAGGAAUUGAAGCAAAUGAUGAGAUGUAUAGUUUAGAGAGUGUGAAAAAUGCAAUAGAAGAAGGGAUUGGAUUUACUCCUGGGAUUGAAUGUAACAGAGAUUCAGCUGGGAAUGCUCAACUUUACCAAGUUUAUUUAUGUGUUGAUACUUCGGGUUCUGAGUUCAUCAAAUGCCCAAUUCUUCCCAGGACUAAAUGUGCUUCCACCAUUCAAUUCCCUAAGUUUUAAUUUAAUCACUUGUAAUUUCAUUCCCCUAAUUAUUGUUUAUGUUCAGCUUUGAUUGCUAAUAAAAUUAAUUGAUUACUUUGAUUCA